Messenger RNA from Dujonia railenensis, 1875 nucleotides. Lineage: Eukaryota; Fungi; Ascomycota; Pichiomycetes; Serinales; Debaryomycetaceae. The record is from the annotation of a GenBank genome assembly.
AUGGAGGAAGAUAGCCAUAUAAAUGAAUUGACACUCUCACAACUAUCCUCUACGCAACUCCAAUCAAUCGAUAACCCGUUUAAAAAAAUAAUACAAUUCAUCAAGUUUCAUUUUGUACAAAAUCCCUUCGAAUCGUUUGUACUUCAAAAUGAAGCCAACGAUUGUUCAUUGAUUGCCAAAUUUCAGAAAACUGUAGAUAUUGAUUUAUCGAAUACGCCUGAACUCUCUAUUUCAAGCUUGAGCCUCAAUGCAGUCCAUAUCCCACACCCACUAGAGACAUAUUUGUUGAAAAACCAUUCAGAUAAGGACGACGAAGUCAGAAAAGAUCUACAGGAUACCCCCAUAGUGCUAUUUAUUCAUGGUUUGGGUGGGCAAAUUUCACAGUUUGAGCCACUAAUGGCUUUAUUCUCCCAGUGUCUGGAAAUUUGGGGCGUUGAUUUACCAGGGUUUGGUAACUCAAGGUCUGAUUUUAAAGGCUCAAUUGGUAAGUCAAUUACUGAAUUAUCAGAGGAGGAUUCUCGCAAGAUUUCUACUAGUGUGAAUUCAAUGGCAUGGGAUGACUUCAAAACUGAUAAUAUUGUAGAAAUCUUAUAUACUUGGAUAAGCCAGUAUAUACCUAAGGGGAAAAAAUUGGUGAUAAUUGGGCACUCCAUGGGCACUCAUUUGACUAUCAAGUUGGUGAAAAGGUUGGAUCAAGAUAAAGUAGAGGCCAUAGUUCUCUUGUCGCCCCCUGCUUUGUCUUCUAGCACAGGUACCGUUGUUAGUAAACCUCCUUCUGUACUCAAGUUUUUUUCGUAUGUUCCAUCGAUUUUUAAUUCAUUCAGAAUUUGGGAUAGAUUACCGGGGUUCGAGAGUAAGCUGGUGCUCCGUCAAUUAAUACCAGAGACAAAUAUAUUCAAUAAAUUGAGACAAUUAAGAUGGAAUUUGGAUGUUAAUUCUAGCAUUGUCCUAAAGUAUGUGAACAAUUUCCAAAAAGCUUCAAAUCUGGAACUUCUAACUACUGUAUCUAAAAUUCACCACGAUGAUGAAAGUGAACAAAGCGAUAACUUUCGAAAGGUUUUGAUUGUUGGUGGUACAAACGAUGUGAUGACUCCUCCGAAGGCUAUCUUUGAUAUGGAGUCCUUAGUCAAUUCCAAUUUCGAUAAACCACUUGCCAAGGCAAUCGAGAUUAAAGAUGUGGGACAUUCAAUAUUAUUAUCUAAGCCCGAAUUUACAAGUGGUACAGUUAUAAAUUUCAUCGAACAAAAUUGUCCAGAGAGGUUACACCUUUCGCCAGCAUGGGUGUUGAGAGUUAAGGCUGAUAUCUCGGGUGAUAAAUGGGGCUUGAAGAAUGAAAUGAAAUGGAUGGCAUUACAGCCCAUAUCAACUAAUAUUGUAAGGAAGAAUGGUAAGGAUGUGGCACCGCUCUUAGGAAUGAAAACCUUAAGAGAAGGUGAUCUGAAUCAUCUGCCUAAAAUAUUAGAAUCCAUUUUCUACGAUGAAUCUGGUAAUCCAAAGCAUUCUUCUUUCAAUGGGCAGUUGAUAGCUGUAAUUGAUAUAUCUCAUGAUAUCCCUCCGUAUAGUCCCAACACUUUCAAGUUUGUAAAAUAUUACAAAUGUGCGACCGUUUCGAAAGUAGUACCGGACCUGGGAUCUAUUCGAAGGUUCAUUCGACUUAUUGAUGAUAUUUUGGAAUCUACCGAUAUCGAAGACCCCCUCAUUGUGGUGCAUUGCCACUAUGGGUUUAAUAGAACAGGAUUUUUAAUAUGCUGCUAUUUGAUUGAAAAACUCGGCUGGUCCGUGCAAGAGGCAGUAGAUGGGUACAAAAUGGCAAAGGCACCUGGGAUAAAACACCCACAUUUUAUUGAUGCACUUUACGUAAGAUAUGAAUCUUAA